Molecule: messenger RNA, 1639 nt
Organism: Diachasmimorpha longicaudata
Lineage: Eukaryota; Metazoa; Arthropoda; Insecta; Hymenoptera; Braconidae
Exons: 4
Coding region: 323-1384 (353 amino acids)
Source: RefSeq, a predicted model, not a curated record
GUGUGAACCUACCUUAAGUGUGAGCAGGGUGAUGGAGAUGAAAAAACAAUUGUCAAAGUUGUUUUUCAUCAUUUGGUGGAACAAAAAAUGAGUUCCAUAUAAAAUAGUGGGAGUUUUUUAAUAUUCUUACAAAUGUAAAAGCGAAUUUCUAUGGAUAAACAGUGUUUGGAUACAUAUCAGAGCUGGAAGUGAUGUUGAUGAUGCGUUUGAUGGAACAAUUAACCUCACUUUUGUUAAGAGACAAAGAGACAGGGUAUAAUCAAGUAUUUUGACCAAAUUUAUUCAGGGAAAUACGGAAUUUAAUGGUGUAAAAAAAUGAGAGAUGCGCUUUAAGGGAUUGUUGCUGUUCCUGAUUUGCUUGGUUGGUACUAGUGUUGUUUUUAUUGGGUUCAGCUAUCAGCGACCUUCCAUUCAAACUUUGGUAACGGAGACGCAUAAACAAUUGCGAAGCUUCCAGGAAAACUUGAAAGAUGUGGAGGAAAAAAGGCUAGUGACAGACUCCAAGUACCUCGCCCUACUUGGUCUCGAUAGUCAACCAAGCACCCCAUCCUUACUGUCAAAACCUCAAAAUGUGACCAUCGUAACACUAUUACGGCCAGGAAAUGAGAUUAAUAUUUACGGAUUUAUAAAAAAUGUAUCGCACUUUUUACCAACGAAUAAUAUUGCUAUUUACGGAGUGGGGCUGAACGAUGAUACGAUGCUGAAUCUGCGAGCAAUAUGUAAUUCAAGCAGAUGCUGUGUUAUACCGUUCGACUUGGCGCCAUUUCCCAAUCACGCUGAAGAUGAUAGACUUCAUGUCUACCGACCUCUAGUCAUACAGACAGCUUUAAAUACUCUAGGAAAUAUAUUGUACAUGGACUCAAACGUGAGGAUAAACAAUUCCGAUGUAUCGAAGUACCUUUUACCACUCUCUGGGAUACUCACGUGGCCAACGAAGCAUGCGAUAAGCUCACUGACACAUCCUAAGAUGUACGAAUAUUUUCAUGCAUCUUCGGACAGUUUUUUCUUUCUUCCUUUGAUAAGAGCUUCACACUUAGUCAUUAGAAAUACUAAAGAAAUCAGGGAGAAUGUCAUGCUACCCUGGGUACAAUGUGCCCUAACGAGAGAUUGCAUUUGUCCUAUAGGUGCACAAUCCUUUGGCUGCAGGUUCAAUAAAAAGCCCCAGUACCGCUACUCCGGCUGUCACUCGUACGACACAUCAGCCCUUAACAUUGUCCUAGGUCUCUAUUUCAAUUACGACGAUUCACGCUAUAUAAUCACCGACAGGGAGUCUUACUUCACAAAAAUGCAGUCAGACGAAAUCAACGACGAGUACCUGACGAUUGCAAGGCAGAACAAUAGCACAGAGGCUAAUCCCAGAAACUUAAUGCUAAUAGAUCCAUGAAUUAGCAGUAUUUAGGUUGAAGGAAUUCCUUAAAAACAAAUCAUGUGAUAAGCUGGCACAAUUGUACUUAAAUAAAGUCUUCGAUGAACAAUCAAACCGUUGGAUAAAAGAUCAUUUAUAAUCAAUUAACAGUUAUUGAACAAGUAAUUAAUUACACAUGUUCUGCAAAUAAAGCAAUACAUCGACAUCAAAGGAAAUCCAAUUUUAACUCAGGAUUAAUAACAAUCAUAUUAUUUUCAAAUGCCUUUACCAAAA